AUGGUGUUUUGCAGGGGUGACUCGAAGUCUAUUCAGGCCAUUCAUGAGCUCCUAAGUGAUUAUGGCAGCAUUUCUGGUCAUAGUUGCAACUGCUCCAAGUCUUUGAUCUAUGCUGGAGGGAUGAGUAUGGAGAGGCACAAGCAUCUGGCUGACAUCAUUGGAUUUAACAUAGCUACUCCUCCUUUCAUCUAUUUAGGUGUUCUCAUCUUUGUUGGAAGACCUAAGGCCUGUUAUUUUCAGCCUUUUGCUGACAGAAUUAGGAUAAAGCUAGCUAAUUGGAAAGCCAAGUGUCUUUCUAUGGCUGGUAGAGUUCAAUUAGUUAAGGCUUCUGUUCUGAGCAGCUCUGAUAAAAAGAAGCUGGUCACUGUGGCGUGGAAAGUUUGUUGCAAACACCAAAAUGAAGGAGGUUUGGGCAUUUUGUCUCUGCAGGAUUACAAUAAAGCUACUAACAUUCAUCUUUGCUGGAAUUUCCUGAAUGAUCUCCACUCUUGGUCUAAUGUGCUGAAAGCUAGGGUUUUGAGAAAUGGGAGAAUCAUUAAGUAUGCUAUUAAGUCUUCUCUUUGGCAUGGGAUAAAGGAAGCUUAUAGCACUGUUCUGGAGAAUUGCAUGUGGAAUGUUGGAAGUGGUAGUAGAGUGAACUUUUGGUUGGAUAAUUGGUUAGGGGAGGCCUUGUCCAUAAAGCCUAAUAUACUUCUUGCAUUUCCUGCUCUUCAAUCUUUGCUUUCUAAUGUCACUAUCCCUGAGGAGGAUAUCGAGGACUGCCUUGUUUGGAAGAAUUCAAAGUCUGGCCUUCUCUCUCUUAAAGAAGCUUACAACUAUGUUGUUAAGCCUAAGACUUGUGCUGCUUGGAAGGAUUUUCCUUGGAACAAUGAUAUUCCACCUGCUCACUCCAUGAUCAUUUGGAGAUACCUCCAUAACAAGUUUCCUACUGAUGAUAACUUAAAAAUCAGAGGUUUUUCCUUUCCCUCCUUAUGCAGCCUGUGUUCUUCUAGCUGUGAGAAUGCUUUACACCUGUUUUUUGGUUGUGCAUUUGCUAAAAAUAUUUGGAAUUGGUUCUGUGGCAUUACUCAGAGAUGCAUCCCUAUCUUGUGCAUGGAGGAAUGUAAAAAGUUAUUAUUGCAGUCUUGGAGUUCGCAAUCUAAAGUUGUGCUUCAGGCUAGCAUUGCUUGCAUCUUCCAUCAGAUUUGGAAAGCUAGAAACAAGUGCAGAUUUGAAGACUUGUCUGCUAAUUAG
Messenger RNA from Vicia villosa (hairy vetch), 1233 nucleotides. RefSeq lists its product as uncharacterized. The transcript is spliced from 3 exons. The record is from RefSeq and is a predicted model, not a curated record. NCBI's taxonomy places the organism in Eukaryota, Viridiplantae, Streptophyta, Magnoliopsida, Fabales, Fabaceae. Bases 1 to 1233 code for a protein of 410 amino acids.